GAUGGCGAUACCGCUAACAAGGCCUGACAGUUUUCUCCUCUCGCGGGCUUUGUUUUGACAUGGCGGCAGACUUGGAAGUUAGUUGUGAAAAUUGGACUUCAUUCAAGAAAAUCUGCUUUGAGCAGUUGUCAAGGUAACUCGUUUAUGCUCAGCUUUUUUGCUAAUGCAUUUAAAAUAUACAUUCCUAUUUAUAUAUCGUGACAAAAAGUUUGCUGCAAUGAAUAUGUCUUGAAGAAUACAGACCGUAGCAAAAAGAUCUGAAUCUUUUUUUUAAAUAUUUACAAAAAAAGUCGAGGCAAUGUCUCCGACAUUAAGUAAAGGAGUCAGGGCGAGAGGUGGUCGAGGUGCAUACACACAUGAAAAUAAACAACAUAAACCAGUCAGGACUUGCUAUAAAUAGUACCACUUGGUUUAGCGCCGCAUCGUCUGCUGCGUGUCGAACAAGGUGUUCAUUCACGGUGUGCUUAACUCUUCACCUGUCACCAUAAGCUGUCGUGCAAUCCCGGAUUAGCAACCACAGACUGAGUCUGCCUGGCCGUCAUGUCAUCUCCGGGACUUCGUUACUCCAAGACAGACUUCGUUUCCCAGUGGAUGCCAAGUAGCUCCAGAGCCGGUGUGAUUCUCCCUCAGCCGGGCCUGGCUGGACUUGUACGGGCCUUUUCAACUGAGGGAACCCCGGCACCUGAGGAAGUAGGCGAGUCCUUCACUUCAGAUUUGGCCUCCCUGCCUGCCUCAGCGGACAGCAGCUGUGUCAGUGCGGAAAGUCUGUCCAAGGCACCUGGCGGAGAGAGGACUGGUGGUGACAGACCGAGCUCCGAUUCAAUACUCCAAAGAUCCAAUGGCUUGUUUGCAAGUUUGCAAGAUGAAACGGAGCAUCCUAAGGAUCUACCGCUAAUAAUGAAACUGGAUCAGUUAAAGAAGUGGCAGCGGCACAUGCAAACGCAGCUUGAAGCGCAACAGUUCGAGGAGCUCCUCCUCCUUCAGAUGGAGCAGCAGAGGUUACUGGGAAUCAUGAAUGGACCUGAAGACUGCAGAGCUGACGGAUUAGUUUCCAUAGACGAGAGAACAGAGAAGCAUCAUGUUGUCUUCAACAACAGACCAAGACUCAGUCCUUCCUGUAACAUGCCAAAUUCUGGUAGUGAGCCUCAUGAGGAGCUGCACCUGAGUCGGGCAAGAAGACACAAGUGGAGGGAGAGUCAGCAGGAAGAAGUGAUCAGCACCUCUGGACAUGAUGGCAUGGAGCCGAGCUGCGGUGUGGCACAGGAUUUAUUUAAAGCGGUAGCAAACGAGUCUGCAAGAAACAAAGGAGACGGUUCCUUCUCGCAGGACAGACCGAUCAAGCCUGGUAUUGGAGGCCAGAAAAAAACAUUUGAGGAUAUGUUGGAGGAGGAGUUGAGGCUGGAGGAGCAGCGACUUAAGACCGAGCAGAUCAAACAGAUCCAAGAUGAGGCCACAUUAGCUCAACCCAAAAGGACCUUCCUGAAGCGAGGAGAUGGCUUGUCGCGGUUUCACAGCAAAACUAAGGCUUGCACUCAAAAGACUGAAGCACAGAGGGAACUCAACUCCCCGAUCCAGUCCCGAAUCAUCUGUCGCAGCCAGUCUGAACCUGCUGCAAUCCAGAGGUUUUGCACCAACGGAGUCCAAAGGAUUAUGGUCCAGCGCAAUACUUCCACACUUAAGGUCAAUCAAAGACAGGGGUCUAGUUCUCUGCCUCAGGAAUACAGAGUUGACGGUAAAACUGUGAGGACUAAGGCUUUCACUAAUCUGCCGAGUCAAAUGAAAGAAUCGUAUCGGGCUGCACCCGACAGACAUCAGCAGGAGGGUCAACAAAAGGAGCAGAGUGGCAGGCAGACAUCUGAGUCUGGUCUCACUGUUGGGCGAUCCAGUCACAGCUUCCAGCCGAACCCUGUAACCAAGCAGGUCGUCUCGUUUGAGAAUGUGAGGACGGGUAAAAACAAGGCUGCAAGUGAAGAUGGUUCCACGACAGGGAUGCUAGAAAAGAGGUCUGAGCCAGUGGGUGGGGAGGACCACAUUCAGCAAGAAUCCUUUGAGAUGUCCUACCAGGAGAAGCUGCAGAACUGGGAGUGCGACAAACAACUGGAGAACAUGGAGCUGGGAGAGUUUGAGCUGCUGGAGCAAGCUGCAGAGGAGCUUUCCUUCUCGUCCAACUCCUCUUUUGUAAUGAAGAUUCUCCAGAUGGACCAGCAGCGGAGAAGCGAUCUCCCCCACAGACGCCUCUCGUCUACGCCCAUCAAGUCGUCUCCUCUCGCUGACGUUCACAGGCGCAGCAGUGUUGGCAGUCUGCAUGCUGCACCCUCAGUGACCAAAGCCUUCCAGGCAGAGAUGAGGACCAAUGGUCAACAAGGCAAAGUCCCCAGUGAGGAUGAGAGAAAACGCACAGCUGCAGCAGAAGACAACACCACUGUCUCGUCCUGUGGAAGCUCCGCUGGGAAAAACCAAGAUGAGGCAAAUCUGCCGCCAGCGUCAUCUCCGCAGCCGUACGACAAGAGAACGUAUGAAGAUGUGGACAGCAGCAGGAACUCUGCUUCUGAUCUGAGCGAUGGAAAAGACUUGGACAAGGAUGACGACACCCUGAUGGAGGACAACAGCAAUGAGGAAGGGAGAGUUGUGUUUGAUGAUGAUGACACGUGGAAUGACAUGGAGGACACAGCCACCUGUAACAGCAGUGACGUGUCAGAAGUGAACUUUGCUUCCAGGGAAGCUUCUGGUGGGACAUUUAAACGCAAAACAAAAGUGCCGAGGAAAGUGGCCGUGUGCAAGGCUGUUAAAGAGCUAGAUCCUGCUCCCGCAUCCCAGCUCAUGACCAAGCUCUUCCCCUCGCUGAGGCCGAAGACUGAGACUGCUGCUCCUGCUACGCUUGCUCCAAAGCCAGAGGACAACAACCAGCAGGUCCAGUCCAGGCUGCUGCGGGAGAGACUGCUGGAGCUGGAGCUGGAGAUCGAGCGAUUUAAGAAGGAGAACGCCUCUCUGAGUCGACUCCGGCAAGAGAACGAGAAGCUUCAGAACACUCUCAGGAAGGAACUCCUCGAGUUUGAGAGGACCAAAGCUGAGGAGCAGGCCAGGUUUGAGAAGUACAAGGAGGAGGAGAGCAGGAAGCUGCAGAGGGAUCGCAGACUUUUUGAGAAGCAUGCGUCGGCCGCCAGAGCCAUUCCUGACAAGAAGGAGCGAGAGGAGAUUCAGACGCUGAAGCAGCAGCUGAGCUCCCUGCAGGAGGAGAUGAAGAAGAAAGAGAGCCGCUGGUCGUCCACUCACAGCUGCUUGAGGCAGCAGAUCAGCACUCUGACCCAGGAGACCGCUUCUCUGAAGACCGAGAUUCAAAUGCUGGAGAAACUACGUCUCACCUCCUCCAAGAAGAAUUCCAUUGAUGCCGAGAGAGACGUGGCGUCUGCUGCUAAGGGAGUGAAGUUUGCUAGUCCUCUGGACUCAAGAGCAGGCAGCAGUAGCAGCAGUCCUCCUCAGUGUGGCGCCACAAUCAUCAGCAGAGGCAGUCACAGGGAGCACAGCCAAACCACCACAGGGAUCAAGAGCAGCCUUAGGAGACCAUCCUCCACCGUGCACUCGCCGUCCUCAGCUGGGCUUUCACAUAGAAGGACAGAGGAGAAGUCUGUUCCUUCCAGAAGGAGUCCAGACAAGUCGCUGCCACGCUGCUCUCCAAAAGGUGAGACCGAUGAGGCGGAGAGUGAGCUGGGAUCUCAGGAGGUGCUUGUCCAUCCUGACGGGAAGACAGAACAGGUUCUGCCUGAUGGAGAUCGCCUCAUCGUCUUCCCCAACGGCACCAAAAAGGAGGUUUCAGCAGACGGCCUCACCAUGACAGUCACCUUCUUCAAUGGAGACACCAAACAGAUCACAGCUGACCAGAGGGUGAUCUAUUAUUACGCUGAUGCCCAGACGACCCACGUCACCUACGCAGACGGGAUGGAGGUUCUGCAUUUCCCCAACAACCAGACCGAAAAACACUUCCCGGACGGUAGAAAGAUCAUCACCUUCCCGGACCAGACGGUGAAGAACUUGUUCCCAGACGGGAGAGAGAAGAGCGUACUGACUGAUGGGACUGUCAUCAACGUGGCGCCGGACGGAACCAAAGAGAUCCACUUCAACACGGGCCAGAAGGAGAUCCACACGGCAGAGUACAAAAGGAGAGAGUAUCCUGACGGGACGGUGAAGACGGUCUUCAGCGACGGGCGCCAGGACACUCGCUACCCAAACGGACGAGUGAGGGUGAAGGACAAAGAUGGCAACAUUAUUCUGGACGUGCAGCAGUAGGAGGGCGGACGGGGUCACAGAGAGUGGACCUCAAAUAUGUAGCUUUUAAACUGGAGACACCAGUCAAACACUAGAGCCCGAGUUCAUCCGUUGGAAGUAAGAGAAGAGUUGGACCUGGGUUGAGGAUGCACAUUGGCAGAAUCAACGUCAGAACUUCACACCGUGACUCUGAUCAAGAAUAAGAUUCCAUCUGCUUCCAAGUUUUAAUGUUUGGCUCAUUUUGAUUAUAAUUGUUUGAUAUAUUUAUUUUUUCACUCUUUGAACGUUUUUCUAAAAUAAAUACUCCUUUUUAUACCCAC
Messenger RNA from Synchiropus splendidus (mandarinfish), 4583 nucleotides. It is a transcript of the gene cpap, whose product is annotated as centromere protein J. Gene Ontology annotation, cellular component: centriole; centrosome; nucleus. Gene Ontology annotation, molecular function: tubulin binding. Gene Ontology annotation, biological process: cilium assembly; centriole elongation. Bases 541 to 4284 code for a protein of 1247 amino acids. The transcript is spliced from 18 exons. The record is from RefSeq and is a predicted model, not a curated record. NCBI's taxonomy places the organism in Eukaryota, Metazoa, Chordata, Actinopteri, Syngnathiformes, Callionymidae.